AUGGUUUUUCUGAUCAGCAAUGUGGAAGGUGACAUGAAAUAUAUAAAUUUAUAUCAAGCUGUCAUAAGAUGUGAGAAAACUUAUAUAAACUGUUCUUAAAUUCUCCUUUUCCUAUGAUUCAGUGUUUUUAGUCAACACUCUUAAAUCUGUUGGUCAAUUUCUAACACCAUGGCCAUUAUCAUUAUUAUUAAUAUUAUACAACCUGUUAAAAUUAGUAAUAGUAAAUUUAAAAAUUUAUUUUAACGAUAAAGAUUAUUGUUAUUGUAUGAUCCAUUACAGUAUAGUUUUUACUAAAACAAUAUUAUCAUACAGACUGUAUGAUAAUAAUACUAAUAUUAAUAAUAAUUAUUAUUAUUAUUGUUAUUGUUAUUAUUAUUAUUUUUAUCAUUAUCAUUAUAAUUACUUCUCUCCUAACUUUUGAAAGACAGCUGUCACUAAAAAUGGAGCUAGCUCAUCUGUUCCAGUCUGAAAUAAUGUUUCUCUGCUCUGUUCAACAGGAGUGUUCAUUGGUGCAGGAGUGGGCCAGGAAAACUAUGGUCAUACAGAGUUAAGAGGGCCCUCUUUGGGUUUGGGAAUGGACGUGGGCCCCGGGUCUCUCAAAUAUGCGGCCAAAGCAGAGAUUGUGAGUGUUUCAGCGCAUAAAGGUCCUGUCAAGGCUACGCUCAGUCUGGCUGCAGAUUCUGCUGUUGGUAUCGGUCCGACUCAGCAGGAGGCAAAGGUGCUGGGAACCGGCUCUGUGCCUUCUGAUGAAGUUGUUUUUUCCUUCCUUCCAUUCUUUCAGUUUAAUUUUGACUCAGAACUGAGAGGCCCCAUCUACUGAAAUCCCAAAUUGUGAGCGCAAACUAAAAAGAUGCAUGUGCUAUUAGUGGCUGUGUUGCGGGUAAAUGACUUCAUUGUGUGCGCAAUUGAUAACAGGUGCAAAAGUGCUGCAGACCGUCCUCUUUAAAUGUGGAUUUUGCUGGCGGAGGCGGGAUUUAUGACCUAUACUGCAGCCCGUCACCAGAGGGUGCUGUUCUCAGAGUGGCUUCACCCAGCGAGGAGACAGACGGCGUCCAUUCUAUACACAGUCUAUGGUUAAAACAAGUGCCUGCACAAUACAUUAUGGGCUCUACUACAUGUUUUUUUUUUUUAGUACAUUUCAGGUCAAUGUUACAUACCGGGCUCUAACAAGCCCAAACUGAUCAGAAUUUCAACAGAUCGCAGGUUAACCAAACAAAAAUCAAUGCGAAGUGCUCAGCUGCUCCUGGGCUCAAUCUCAGUUGAAGAGUACAGUAGCGGACCCUGAAGGUUGUCUCAUGCUGCAUCUGUAAAAAUGGAGCAAAGCCUGUGAGCUAGACGCUGAACACAAGAAAUGAUCUGUUACUGCUGAAACAAAAAAAAAAACAGUUCGAAGUAUAUGAAACAUACGUAAGGUAACAACAGUUGAAUUUGUCUGUUAUUUUUACACAACACAAGCUUCUGUUACACAAUCAAAUCAUCCUUGGCCUGACAGUUAUUUAAAAUAAUCAUCUUCUUUUACGGGGCAUGAACUUUUCUGAUCAUUGCCCCUUUUUCCAAGAAAUGCAAAAGCACUUUUGGUUUUGGUUUGCUCAGCUACUUAAACAUCCUGUUUUUUCAAAAACCUCCGUCAGGUAAGAAAUCAGACGGAUGUGGUUAGUUUUAAAGGGCAAAAAGACUUUUCUAAACUGUGCUGUGAAUAACCUCCGCCUUGAAAAGUACUGGGACUGUCCUGAUUUGCCUUCUGAUGAAGUUGUUUUUUCCUUCCUUCCAUUCUUUCAGUUUCAUUUUGACUCAGAACUGAGAGGCCCCAUCUACUGAAAUCCCAAAUUGUGAGCGCAAACUAAAAAAAUGCACGCGCUAUUAGUGGCUGUGUUGCAGGUAAAUGACUAUCAUUGCGCAAUUGAUAACAGGUGCAAAAGUGGUGUGGACCGCCCUCUUUAAACGAGGAUUUUGCGUGCGCUCUUGGUCGUCACCAUGGAGAGCUUGAGAGAACAGAGUGAGUGUAGAUGAAAAAUCAAGUCUGAAGCCAUGGAGUUGCACCAUAGACUGUUUAUACUAUAGGCAACUUGGUUCCGCCUCCUGCCAUUAUACAGAUUUGAAGCCAAAAAGCUCUCGGUAUUUCCGUGAUUUUUCUUCAUUUCCAAACAGUGUACCCCCGGGUGAGCGAUGCAAUCUUUGUACACCAAUAGGCUGUAUCAGGUGUCAAUCAUAGAAAACAUGAACCCCCUAAUAACUUUUAAAAAUGGAGCUGUACAGAAGAAAGAGGACUUGAGCACAAACCAGUCUGACAGUAACUACAUGUCAACAUCACAACCAGGGGGGAGAAACAUUUAUAUUCUGUGUCAUUAAUUUCUAAAGUUUGUCCACAGCUCCAUAGGGAUUGCUGGAGGAGGCGGGAUUUAUGACCUAUACUGCAGCUGGUCACCAGAGGGUGCUGUUCUCGGAGCAGCUUCAUCCAGAGAGGAGGCAGACGGCGUCCAUUCUAGAAACAAUCUAUGGCUAAAACACGUGCCUGCACAAUACAUUAUGGGUUCUAUUACAUGUUUUUUUUAAUAAAUUUCAGGUCAGUGUUACAUACCGGGCUCUAACAAGCCCAAACUGAUCAGAAUUUCAACAGAUCGCAGGUUAACCAAACAAAAAUCAAUGCGAAGUGCUCAGCUGCUCCUGGGCUCAAUCUCAGUUGAAGAGUACAGUAGCGGACCCUGAAGGUUGUCUCAUGCUGCAUCUGUAAAGAUGGAGCAAAGCCUCUGAGCUAGACGCUGAACACAAGAAAUGAUCUGUUACUGCAAAAAAAAAAAAAACAUUUGAAAGUACAGUGGAGGAAAUAAUUAUUUGAUCCCCCACUGAAUUUGUAUGUUUGCCCACUGACAGAGAAACUAACAGUCUAUAUUUGUUUUGGUAGGUUUAUUCUCACAGUGAGAGAUGAAAUAUCAAAAAGAAAUUUCAGAAAAUUACAUUAUAUAAAAUAUAUAAAUUGAUUUGCAUUUCAUUGAGUGAAAUAAGUAUUUGAUCCCCUACCAACCACAAAGAGUUCUGGUUCCCACAGAGUGGUUAGACACUCCUACUCAAUUAGUCACUCUCAUUAAAGACCCCUGUUUUAACUAGUCACCUCUAUAAAAGACUCCUGUCCACAGAAUCAAUAAAUCAAGCAGACUCCAAACUCUCCAACAUGGGAAAGACCCAAGAGCUGUCCAAGGAUGUCAGAGACAAAAUUGUAGACCUGCACAAGGCUGGAAUGUGCUACAAAACCAUUAGCAAGAAGCUGGGAGAGAAGGUGACAGCUGUUGGUGCAAUUGUUCGAAAAUGGAAGGAGCACAGAAUGACCAUCAGUCAACCUCGGUGUGGUGCUCCACGCAAGAUCUCACCUCGUUGGUUUUAGGGUUAUAUAAAAUAAAACAUAACAAAAUAAAACAUUGCUUUUAUUUCGUGAAAAAAUGUAAUGGAAACGCAGCUGCUGAUUCUGAGGAAGGUGGAAAAAUAGUCCUAGAACUACACGGGAGGAGUUAGUUGAUGACCUCAAAGCAGCUGGGACCACAGUUUCCAAGAAAACCAUUGGAAACACAUUACACUGCAAUGGAUUAACAUCCUGCAGUGCUCACAAGGUCCCCCUGCUCAAGAAGGCACAUGUGCAGGCCCGUCUGAGGUUUGCCAAUGAACACCUGAAUGAUUCAGAGAGUGACUGGGAGAAGGUGCUGUGGCUAGAUGAGACCAAAAUUGAGCUCUUUGGCAUUAACUCAACUCACCAUGUUUGGAGAAAGAAAAAUGCUGCCUAUGACCCCCAAAACACCAUCCCCACCAUCAAGCAUGGAGGUGGAAACAUUUUGCUUUGGGGGUGUUUUUCUGCUAAGGGACACAGGACAACUUCACCGCAUCAACGGGAAAAUGGACGGAGCCAUGCAUCGUCAAAUCCUGAGCGACAACCUCCUUCCCUCUGCCAGGAAACUGAAAUUGGGUCGUGGAUGGGUGUUCCAGCACGACAAUGACCCAAAACAUACAGCAAAGGCAACAAAAGAGUGGCUCAAGAAGAAGCACAUUAAGGUCAUGGAGUGGCCUAGUCAGUCUCCAGACCUUAACCCAAUAGAAAACCUAUGGAGGGAGCUGAAGCUCACAGUUGCAAAGAGACAGCCUCGAAACGUUAGUGAUUUAGAGAUGAUCUGCAAAGAGGAGUGGACCAAAAUUCCUCCUAAAAUGUUCGCAAACUUGGUCAUCAAUUACAAGCAACGUUUGACUUCUGUGUUUGCAAACAAGGGUUUUGCCACUAAGUAUUGAGUCUUUUUUGUUAGAGGGUUCAAAUACUUACUUCACUCGCUGAAAUGCAAAUCAGUUUCUUUUAUUUAAAGUUAUUUUCUCAGUGUUCCUUUUGAUGUGCAAUCUGUCCCUGUUAAAACAAACCUACCAUUAUAGUGAUACUGUUCUGAGACUUUUCAUCUCUUUGCCAAUGGACAAACUUACAAAAUCAGCAAGGGGUCAAAUAAGUAUUUCCUCCACUGUAUAUGAAACAUACGUAGAUGAACAACAAUUGAAUUUGUCUGUUAUUUUUGCACAAAACAAGCUUCUGUUACACAAAAAAAAAAAUCAGCCUUGACCUGACAGUUCACUAAGUUCAUCACCUUCUUUUAUGGGGCAUGAACUUUUCUGAUGAGUGCCGCUUUUUACAAGAAAUGCAAAAGUACUUUUGGUUUUGAUUUGCUCAGCUACUUAAACCCCAUCGCCCCUCAGUAACUGAGCAGAGAGCGCAGCAGCACACAACAUCCUGUUCUUUCAAAAACCUCCGUCAGGUAAGAAAUCAGACUGAUGUGGUUAGUUUUAACGGGCAAAAAGACUUUUCUAAACUGUGCUGUGAAUGGUGCUGUAUCAGUAAUUCAUAGCAGUCUUGAUUACAAUUAUACUCAUUAAAUUAACCUCUUUUCAGGCAGUGGUCCUCUAAUGUUUUUGCUUGAGUGUAUGGUGUAAAAAUCAUUAUAAUAGAGGUGUGAUUCUGCUUCUUUCAGAGUUCCUGGGACCUAAAGAUGUCUGGUAAGCAAAUGUUACAAAGAUUUUCCCCUUAAAUACAGUAUACUGCUCUUCCUUCCUUUCUUCAUGCUUGUUGUCUCAGUGUUAAAACUUAAAGCUGUGUGUGAUCUGAUGCUGAUGUAAAUCCAAUAAAAUGCACAUCUGUCAUUAUUAACUGUGAUGUUGUAGCUAAAGUAAAGUGAUUGUGCUUCUCAUGGCCCAGCAGCUGAUAAAUCUUUGAAAGCUGAAAUGAAUUAACAGUUUUUAUCUUCUCUCCUCCAGGAGAGGGAAAUGAGAGUAAGUACAUCUUUUUUUCUGACUUUCUUUACCUUAUAAAACAUUUCUCCUAAAAUCUCCUCCACUGUAGGACUAUUGAUAUUCAAAUGCUGUUUUUGACUCUAAAUUUGCACAUCUGUUUUUAAUCCACGCAGUCGUGAAAAAUGACCUCGGCCUUGAAAAGUACCGGGACUGUCCUGAGCGAUUUAACACUGAUGCAUACGCAGGUGCCGGAGGAUAUUCAUACAAAGGAAAAGAAGGUUAGUGACAGCAACACACCUGAGUAAUUUUCCACCUUCUUUGAGUGACAGCAGUCCAUCUCAAAUUAGCAGUGAACCAUGACUCUGUGUUCAUGUAAAAGAUAAAUUAAAAAUCAAUAGAAAUAAAUCAAUAAUGUAUAUUCCAUGGCUUUUCUGAUCAGCUAUGUGGAAGGUGACAUAAAAUAUAUAAAUUUAUAUCAAGCUGGAUGUGAGAAAACUUAUAUAAACUGUUCUUAAAUUCUCCUUUUCCUACAAGUCAGUGCUUUUGGUCAACACUCUUAAAUCUAUUUGUCAAUUUCUAAUGCAUGGCCAAUAUCAUUAAUAUUAAUAUUAUACAACCUGUUAAAAUUAGUAAUAGUAAAUUUAAAAAUUAAUUUUAACGAUAAAGGUUAUUAUUAUUAUCAUUGUUAUACAGUCCGUUACAGUAUAGUUUUUAUUAAAAUAAAUUGUAAUAUUAUUAUACUGUUACAGACUGUAUGAUAAUAACAAUAAUAAUAAUAAUUAUUAUUAUUAUUAUUAUUAUUAUUAUUAUGCCAGUCUGAAAUAAUGUUUCUCUGCUCUCUUCAACAGGAGCAUUUAUCGGUGCAGGAGUGGGCCAGAUCAGAGAUGGUGAUACAGAGUUAAGAGGGCCCGCUGUGGGUUUGGGAAUAGAGCAGGGCCCUGCUUCUAGCAGAGUCGCCGCCAAAGCUGAGAUUGUGAGUGUUUCAGCGCAUAAAGGUCCUGCAAAGGUUACGGUCGGUCUGGCUGCAGAUUCUGCUCUUGGUAUCAGUCCGACUCAGCUGGAGGCAAAGGUGCUGGGAACCGGUGUCUCCUUUGGUCGUACAAUGGGCUUUUCUGUGCUUGGUUCAGGGUUUGAAUUUAAGCUGUGGUAA
This is a messenger RNA of Xyrichtys novacula (pearly razorfish), 6400 nucleotides long. Lineage: Eukaryota; Metazoa; Chordata; Actinopteri; Labriformes; Labridae. The record is from the annotation of a GenBank genome assembly.